Fonsecaea multimorphosa CBS 102226 is the source of this 1653-nucleotide messenger RNA. RefSeq lists its product as uncharacterized. The record is from RefSeq and is a predicted model, not a curated record. Bases 1 to 1653 code for a protein of 550 amino acids. The transcript has 2 exons. NCBI's taxonomy places the organism in Eukaryota, Fungi, Ascomycota, Eurotiomycetes, Chaetothyriales, Herpotrichiellaceae.
AUGGCUCGCCAAACCAGUCCCGAAAGCUCUGAACCAUCAAACCCGAGCCAAAACAGCAACUCGGACGGCCCGGACGAGGAGACAGUCAGACACCUUGCUCUAUUCGCCUCGGUACAUGACACCAAUAACAGUGGCAACGGCAAUGGCAGCGGUAGCGGUAGCGGGAACAGACUGUCCCCCGCCCUUCUUCGCGAGCUGGAGGCAGCACCCCUGUUCUCGAGCAAGGUCAAGAAAUGCCUCAACGCCUGGACACAAGACGACGAUCAGGGCCCAAGACUCCCAGCAUACGGACUCUUAGGGCUCCGGACGCGCGCGAUCAACGGGUCAGACGGCGCGACGACGAUGCAGCAAGAUCUUCCCGGGCAGGACAAUCUCAUCUACGCCAACAUGCAGCAUCCGUGGUCGACGUUCAUCUGUGGCCAACAAGGCGCCGGCAAGAGUCACACCAUGUCGUGCUUGCUCGAAAACGCCCUCAUCAGCGAUGGCAGCAUGGGUCCCAAUCCGAUGCCCAUGUCUGGACUCGUCUUCCACUACGACAAAUUCACGUCUCCCAGCGCCACGCAGGUCUGCGAAGCCGCCUACCUCAGCUCGCAGGGCAUCAAGGUGCAAGUGCUCGUCUCACCCUCGAACCUGAACGCCAUGAAACGCCUCUACCGCAACUUGCCGAACUGGCCAUCCGGCGCGCCGAGGCCGAAAGUCAUCCCGUUCCUGUUCAGCGAGAGGCAGCUCAACGUCGCGAACCUCAAAGCGCUCAUGGCCGUAGACAGCGAGGACAAGAACCCGCCCUUGUACAUGGCCAUUGUCAACAAAGUGCUCAAGCAGCUGUCGCUCAAGGACACCACGACCGCGGGCGUCAAGUACCAAGAGAUGAAGUGGGCGGUCACGAAAGAAGGGUUGACGCCGUCGCAAAUGUCCUUCCUCGAAAUGCGCUACAGCCUGAUCGAAUGGUUCCUGAAGGAGACGGCGGCGCCGGCCAUCCGAACCCGAGCGAGAACCAUCGACUUCAGUCCUCAGACAAUCUCGAUCGUCGACCUCAGUUGUCCCUUCAUCACCGAGACCGACGCGUGCAUGCUCUUCUCCAUCUUCCUGCAGAUCUUCCUCGGCCAGCGAGGCAAGAGUCCCCUCAUCAUUGCCCUGGAUGAAGCGCACAAGUUCUUGACAGAGACCCCAGCUGCGAAAGCUUUCUCCGAGGACCUGGUGCAAAUCAUCCGCCAGCAACGCCACCUGGCCACGCGCGUGGUGAUCGCGACGCAGGAGCCGACCAUCUCGCCCAAGCUGCUCGACCUCUGCAACGUGGCCAUCGUGCACCAGUUCCAGUCGCCGGACUGGUACAAGGUGCUGCAGAGGCACGUGGCGGCGCUGGCGGGGCGGAGAAAGGGAAAUGCAGGAGGCGGUGACAUUGACGACAACGACAACGGCGAUGAUGUCUUCAAGACCAUUGUCCGACUGGGCCAAGGGGAGGCGCUGGUCUUCUGUACCAAGGCGUACUUUGACGUAGAUGAGAGUAACGAGAACGAGCCCGAUCUCAGACCGCUGCAGGACGGGUACGCCACGGUCAAGAUCAGAGGCCGGGUCACGGCUGAUGGUGGGAGGAGUAUCCUGGCGUCUGAUGCGGUGGGAGAGGGAGAGGAGGAGCGAGAAGAAAGUGGAUGA